This is a messenger RNA of Cutaneotrichosporon oleaginosum, 1989 nucleotides long. RefSeq lists its product as uncharacterized. NCBI's taxonomy places the organism in Eukaryota, Fungi, Basidiomycota, Tremellomycetes, Trichosporonales, Trichosporonaceae. Gene Ontology annotation, cellular component: endomembrane system; membrane. The record is from RefSeq and is a predicted model, not a curated record.
GAGGAACGUUCGUCUCCCUCCAUUCAUCAAAACACCAUGCCAGCUCAAGCCGCUCCUCGAGGAGCUGCGCCGGCGCAAGGCCAGGCAGGCCAAGCUGGCCAGCCGGAGCAGGGCGAGAACAAGAUCUACACGAUCGUGCGCUCGCUUGCGAUUUUCAUGGCGUGCCAGAUGGCGAUGAAGUACGGGAUGCAGUACUUUGGUGUCGGACCACCUGCGACGCCGGCACCGGCGCCCGCCUCGCCCCAGCUCGCCGACGGGGCGGGUGGCGACGCGGCCGCGUCCAUGCCUGUCCAGGCCUCCGCAGUGCCCGCGUCGCUUGUCGCCAAGCCGGCGUGGGCGCUGGGCACGACGCUCUCGCUCCUCUUGUACGCGGACACGGCGGCCGAGUUCUCCCCCGCAACGGUGGACUGGGAGGCGCCGCUGGUGCGAUGGGACAACAUCACGCUCGGCAACUGGAAGGACACGCGCGAGGAGGACCUGCUCCUCCCCGUGCCGAGCAGCGUGCAGGCCAACGGUAGCUGGUGGAUGGACAUCCUGCUUGUGCGGGACGGCGGCAGCCCCGUGGGCCGAGAGGAGGGCGCGGUCGCGCACCACCGCAAGGAGAUGACGCGGUGGGCGCCGAAGAAGCGGGUGCGGAAGGAGGUAUCGCUCCUGGGAUCGAAACACGCGAACCAGACCGAGGCCGAGGCGGCCGAGGCCGAGGCAGAGCGGAUCAAGAAGGAGGGCCCCCCGCCCAUCAUCUCGUACUGGAGUCGCAACCUGACGCUGACGAUCAUCAACGACGACAACACGGCCGACUUUGCGGCCAUGCCCCCUGCCGUGCGCGAGAACUACCACCUCGCGCCCGGCCCCGAGAUGCAGUACUACCCUGUGGUCUUCGCCAACGAUUUCUGGCUCCUAAAGGAGAACCUCGUGCCCAUCAAUGCGAGCACUACGACGCUGCCUCUCCGCGUGACGUACCACGCCAUCAGCCACAUGAAGUUCAACAUUUUUGCGUCGCUCACGGCAAGCUUUGAGCAGAGCGCGCAGGCGCAGGGCACGGGCGCCGAGCUCGAUGAAGUCAAGCGCAUGCUCGUCGAGACCAACCCCGUGCUGCUGAUCACGACGGCGCUCGUCACGGUGCUGCACAUGCUGUUCGAAUUCCUCGCGUUUUCCAGCGACGUCGCGCACUGGCGCAAGAAGGGCAAGGACAACGACCUCGUCGGCGUCUCCCUCCGCACCAUCCUUACCAACGUCUUCGUCCAGCUCAUCAUCCUCCUCUACCUCCACGACUCGUCCGAGGAGACAUCGCUCAUGAUCCUCUUCACGCAGGGCAUCGGCCUCCUCAUCGAGGCGUGGAAGAUCACCAAGGUCGCCAACGUGCGUAUCCGCCCCGCGAACAACAUCAUCGGAUACCGCCUCGCGUUCGAGGACAAGCACGAGCUGUCCGAGGACGAGAAGAAGACGCAGGAGUACGACGCCCUCGCGUUCCGCAUCGUCUCGUACUUUGCCGCUCCUGUGCUUCUCGCAUACUCGGGAUACUCGCUCGUCUACAGCACCCACAGGAGCUGGUACUCGUUCAUCAUCAGCACCCUCGCGCAAGCCAUCUACAUGUUCGGCUUUGUGCAGCUCGUGCCCCAGCUCAUCAUCAACUACAAGCUCAAGAGCGUCGCCCACAUCCCCAUGAAGGCGAUGGUGUACAAGACGCUCUCGACGGUCGUGGACGAUUUCUUUGCGUUUUGCGUCAAGAUGCCGUGGCUCCACCGCCUCGCUUGCUUCCGCGACGACGUUGUUUUCGUCAUCCUCCUCUUCCAACGCUGGAAGUACCGCGUCGACUACUCGCGCGUCAACGAGUAUGGUCAGCUGGGCGAGGACGAUGCAAAGGCCAUCCAGGCCGCCAAGGAGAAGGGUGAGGUGGGCGACGAGGCUGAGACCAAGAAGGACAAGUAGUGUGUAGCUUGAUCUUCGGAUACCCUCGAUGGCAAUGCAAUGCAUCCUACACAACUGGCU